ACAAUGGAGGAGGAGGUGCCUUGCUACUUCGUGUGCCCCAUCUCGCUGCACUUGAUGCGCGACCCCGUGACGCUGCCCACCGGCAUCACCUACGACCGCGACGGCAUCGAGCGCUGGCUCCUCACCGCCGGCACCUGCCCGCUCACCAAACAGCCCGUGCCGCCCGACUGCGACCCCACGCCCAACCACACGCUGCGCCGCCUCAUCCAAUCCUGGUGCGCGGCCGAGGGCGUAGUCCGGCGCGUCGCCACGCCGCCUAAGCCCCCCAUCGGCGACGACCGCUCCCGUGUCGCCUCGCUCGUCUCGCGGAUCGGCGCCAACAAUAAUUUUACGUCGACGGAGCUCCUCGCCGCUCUGCGCGAGCUCAGGGACGUGGCGUCCGAGAGCGAACGCAGCAAGAAGCUCGUCGCGGCCGUUCCCCGCGCGGUGGACACUCUGGUCGGCGUGUUCAUCAUCGCAUCGUCGGCGACGGCAAGUGCUGCCGUCUGCUGCGACGAGGUGCUCGAGAUCAUAUCCUCGCUGGAGCUCUCGGAGAAGUGCCUAGCUCGCGUCAUCGAGGCGAACGAGGCGCUCUCCCGGUCCCUCGUCGGCGCUCUCGUCUCCGCUCUGCAACGAUCCAACGCCGCGUCCAGAGCGCACGCGGCGCUGCUUCUCCGGAGCGUGACGGCCGUCAUGUCGACCAACAGCCUGGCGUCCCUCCCGGAGCAGUUGUUCGGUGAGGUGGUGCAGUUGAUCCGCGACAAGCAGGUAUCCAGCAGGGCUGUGACCAAGGCAGCCCUGCACGUAAUCGUGGGCACAGCACCAUGGGGCCGCAACCGCGUCAAGGCGGUGGACGCCGGCGCGGUGGCAGCGCUGGUGGACAUGCUCCUGGACGGGCCGGAGCGGCGCGCGUGCGAGCUGGCGCUAGGCGCGCUGGACCGGCUGUGCGUGUGCGCGGAGGGGCGUGCCGAGCUGGUGGCGCACGGCGCGGGCGUGGCGGCCGUGGGCGGCAAGGCCCUGAGGGUGUCGGACGUGGCCACCGACAAGGCGGUGCGGGUGCUGCGGUCGGUGGCGAGGCACGCGGCCACGGCGGCGGUGCUGCAGGAGAUGGCGCAAACCGGCGUGGUGGGGACGCUGUGUGUGGUGGCGCAGUCGGAGGAGCAGUACGGCGAGAGGACGAGGGAGCGGGCGCGGGAGACGCUCCGGCGGCAUGCGAGGGCAUGGAGGAGCACGCCUUGCCUGCACCACCACCUCCAGGCCAUGUACCCUUGACCCUUGCUGUGCAUGGAUUGGUGUAGUUGUAGCUCUGAAUUGAGGUGUACAGAUUGAAGGACGGACAUAAUCAAAGUCAAGAUCGUUCAAGGCAACAAAGAAUCCGAUCUGGCAGGCAAUUAAUCCUUUUGGAUCGGAUGUAGUUUUAUAUCAGCUUCGUCACUACUGUUACAUUCAUUCGGAUUUGCCGUCAUCAGUUUGAUCA
Molecule: messenger RNA, 1456 nt
Organism: Panicum virgatum (switchgrass)
Lineage: Eukaryota; Viridiplantae; Streptophyta; Magnoliopsida; Poales; Poaceae
Product: E3 ubiquitin-protein ligase PUB23-like
Exons: 1
Coding region: 4-1251 (415 amino acids)
Biological process (GO): protein ubiquitination
Molecular function (GO): ubiquitin protein ligase activity
Source: RefSeq, a predicted model, not a curated record